Messenger RNA from Orbicella faveolata, 737 nucleotides. Its product is annotated as MKRN2 opposite strand protein-like. The record is from RefSeq and is a predicted model, not a curated record. NCBI's taxonomy places the organism in Eukaryota, Metazoa, Cnidaria, Anthozoa, Scleractinia, Merulinidae.
GCGAGCAGAGCCUCUUUUAUCGCUUUUUUGAGCGGAUAGGAGACGGAAAAUAGCAUAUGUACCGUAAGAAAAGGCUCUGCUUGCAGGGUGUUCAAAACUUUGGUUAUCAAGUUAUGACACGGUACUCUUCGCUAUCAGUCGACUCUCUUCGGGGUUCUUCGGAAAGUACUCGGGUUCCAAACCGAGAAGGCACUGGGGAGGAAAUUUUUAAAUAACAUGGAGGCCAACAUGGCGGAUGAACAUCUACACGUAGCAACUUGUGGCUAACUACAGUUUUAUCGCAUCAUGAGUGGAGUUACGGAAGAGGCAGUCCUCUGCAUGCAGCAUUGUAGUAAUCAAAUGAAUAUUUUCUUCACAAAGUUUCCCGAGAUGUGUCCUUUGUGUGGCCAGUCGCUGAAAAGCUGUUCUUUGAUAAUACCCCCAUUUCGUAUUCCAAGUCCGUUUGUUGCACAGAAUAAUGUUUCUGGCGUGCUUUUGGUGAAGCCGACGAAGGGCUCGUUCUUGAGGGAUUAUAAAAGUGGAGAUGAUCUUCAUGUAGGAAUUGUGGCGACAAAUGGAAAGGUUUAUAAUUUUGAUGAAAUAGGCCUCCAUGCUGACAGCACUAACUGGGAGCAGUGUAUUGCUGUGAGUGUGAAUGUGGAUGUUUGUGUUUCUAACUCAGAACAUUGGGACUCUAAACUUCGACAGAUGCUUUGCAGUGGGUUGUGGACUUACAAAGAGUAAGUUAGUACAGGAUU